Messenger RNA from Aureobasidium vineae, 993 nucleotides. Lineage: Eukaryota; Fungi; Ascomycota; Dothideomycetes; Dothideales; Saccotheciaceae. The record is from the annotation of a GenBank genome assembly.
AUGUUGCUCACAGGAACCGGCAAGCCGCGAGUCAUUCUCGGGACCAUGACCUUUGCUCUAGACUACCUGCAAUCUCAAGGCUACAAUGAGAUCGAUACUGCUCGCACUUACGUGGGCGGAAAGCAGGAAGCCUGGACCAAGGAUGCUCGCUGGAAGGACCGUGGUCUGACCCUGGCUACCAAGUGCUACCCUCAUGAGCCCGGUAUGCACAAGGCCGACAGCAUCCUUGCCUCUCUUGACAAGAGUUUGGCUGAGCUAGGUACUGAUUGUGUCGAUAUCUUCUACCUCCAUGCACCAGACCGCUCUGUUCCAUUCACCGAGACACUGGAAGCUGUCAACAGAGCUCACAAGCAGGGCAAGUUUGUCCAGCUGGGUCUGUCCAACUACACGGCUUUCGAGGUGGCCGAGAUUGUCAUGCACUGCAAGUACAACAACUGGGUCCGUCCCACCAUCUACCAAGGCAUGUACAACGCCAUUACCCGCAGCAUUGAACGAGAGUUGAUUCCUGUCUGCCGUCGCUACGGCCUGGACAUUGUCGUCUACAACCCUGUUGCUGGAGGCAUUUUCUCUGGAAAGUACAAGACUAGCGAGGUGCCUACUGAAGGUCGCUACAGCGAUUCGGUCGGCAAGAUGGGUGGCAUGUACCGUAAGCGUUACUUCAGAGAUGCCACCUUCGAUGCUCUGCGCGUUAUCGAGCCCGUUGUCCAGAAGCACAACCUGACUUUGAUCGAGACGGCACUGCGAUGGAUGGUUCACCACAGUGGACUCAACAUCAAGGAUGGCGGUAAUGAUGGUAUCAUCAUUGGUGUCAGCAACCAACAACAGCUCGAGGGCAACCUCAAGGAUGUUGAGAAGGGUCCUUUGCCUGAGGAAGUUGUCAAGGUUCUUGACGAAGCCUGGUUGAUUACCUGCCCAACCACGCCAAACUACUGGCAUUUGGACUUGGCGUAUACAUACGACACCUACAACACGCUGUUCGGCAACAAGGCAUAG